CAUGUCUCAGAUAACGCGCACGGUGUAAAAUCACUACCACGGUUUAUAUAUUACUAUAUAUAAGUCAGCGUCCACUUAUAAACACCGAUCCAUUCUGGAGCGUCUACUUCCUGUAUCCGUGUGACGUCAUCGGAUUGCGGAAGUUACAAACAGACCAUAAUAAUAACAAUCAGACACAGAAGAUGGACAAAGCAGACAUUCAUCUGCAGUUUACAGACUUUGAUGAUGAUGGUGGAGGUGAUGGAAGCACGUCGGUCAGGAUGGAGGACGAGGGCUUCGGUAAACCUCCCACCCAGCGGCGAGGGACGGCAUCAGAGGAGGAUGAGCUGCCAGAGGGUGAUGAUCAGACCCAGCUUCUCAGCGGUGAAAAGAAAAGUGCUGCUUUCUGGACUCUGGAGUUUUAUCAGGCUUUUUUUAACGUGGACACGUCCCAGGUGUUGAGCAGAAUUAUCAGCUCUGUGCUGCCAUGGCGAGGAAAAAACUUUGUUCGCCUUCACCUCAGGAACAACCCUGACCUCUACGGUCCGUUCUGGAUCUGCGCCACACUGGUGUUUGCCAUCGGUGUGAGCGGGAACCUGUCCAGCUUCCUGGUCCACCACGGACAGCCGAGCUACAAAUACGUCCCCGAGUUCAGGAAAGUAACGAUGGCUGCUACAGCGAUCUACAGCUACGCCUGGCUGGUUCCUAUGAUGCUGUGGGGCUUUUUAUCAUGGAGGAGCAGAAAGAUCUCCAGUAUGAUGUCCUACUCCUUCCUGGAGAUCGUGUGUGUGUAUGGAUACUCGCUCUCUGUCUACAUUCCUGCUGUGGUGCUCUGGGUGAUACCGAGUGAGGCUCUACGCUGGAUCUCCAUCCUGGUUGCUCUGUGUUUGUCCGGCUCGGUUCUGGUGCUGACGUUCUGGCCGGUGAUGAGAGCCGACAGGCCGCGAGUCGUCCUCACUGUCCUGUGUGCCGUCGUCACGCUGCACGUUUUACUCGCCAUCGGCUGCAAGGUGUAUUUUUUCAGUACCUAUGAAACUGAAGCUGCUGUAAAACCAAUCGUACCCACAAAGACACACUGAUGUCCUACACUAGAGGUUCUCUUGUUGCCUCGUUUCCAGAAAGCCAGAAUCGGGUUUCACACAGACAAGGUUGAAGGUCAUCAGAACGACACAAGAUCAGUAGUCUGCGUGCGUGUGUGUGUGUGUGUGUGUGUGUGUGUGUGUGUGUGUGUGUGUGUGUGCGUGCGUGUGUGUGUGUGUUUCACUGAGUUACUGCUGUAACUUUGAGGGGUUUGUUACUUUUAUGUUUUUAAUGGAGCGUCAGAUCCGUCACUGCUCUGACUCUGUGGUGUUUACAGGUUUGGGUGAAAAAUUAAAGGGUGAAUGUUUAUGUGAACAGGUUUGUGUUAAAAUUAAACUAAUGUCUUCCAAAAGAGAUUAAUAAUAAUAAUAGUGAUGAUGAUGAUGCUGUAUUCAUCAUGUUGCUCAGUCUGAAUGUCAAACUUCCUACUAGGUUUUUAAUAUGUAAUGAGUAAUUUCUCAUGACACGUCCCUUCAGUGUUCGGCUCCAACGGUGUGUGUUUUCUCUUUAAACACUUUACACACACCUACUUUGCUUUACAAUAAACACUUUUCAUGUUAAAAUCAA
This is a messenger RNA of Tachysurus fulvidraco (yellow catfish), 1626 nucleotides long. It is a transcript of the gene yipf1, whose product is annotated as Yip1 domain family, member 1. The coding region runs from base 183 to 1058 and encodes 291 amino acids. Gene Ontology annotation, biological process: vesicle-mediated transport. Gene Ontology annotation, molecular function: small GTPase binding. Gene Ontology annotation, cellular component: membrane; Golgi apparatus. The transcript has 10 exons. Lineage: Eukaryota; Metazoa; Chordata; Actinopteri; Siluriformes; Bagridae. The record is from RefSeq and is a predicted model, not a curated record.